This is a messenger RNA of Aspergillus calidoustus, 1003 nucleotides long. Lineage: Eukaryota; Fungi; Ascomycota; Eurotiomycetes; Eurotiales; Aspergillaceae. The record is from the annotation of a GenBank genome assembly.
CUCUGACUCACAUUAAUAAUGCGAGCUGCUAAGGUACCGCCGGUCUCGCCAUAUAAAACAGGUGACCCAUUCGUAUUCUCUAGCCUUCAGAUCCGCGAAUCUUUCGACACCUAAGCAUUCACCCAAAACAUAGAACUCAGAUGGCUACGACUGGAUCCCCGAUACCACGGAUCCAAAUCGCGCAAGUGGACUGGACCCACCCAGACAGCCAACUCCUCCGCCAUAUGCAACGCGAAGAGAUCAACGCCGUCUUCGGCUUGCCCAACGGCGGCGAGCCCGGGAUCCCGCCAUCCGCAGAAGACAUUUCCGUGUUUCUUAUUGCAUACAUUCUCCCGAUCAAUUCAGCUCAACAUGGAAAGCCUCUGCCGAUCGCAUGCGGUGCCCUGCGCGCCUUACCGCAGUCAGAUGAUACCCCGGGCGACGUGGAGAUCAAGCGCAUGUACGUCCAUAGGGCCUACCGCGGACAUCCUUGGAACGCUGCCAAGGCUAUAUUGAGCGCGUUGGAGGAUCGAGCGAGGGAGAAUGGUUGGAUCAGAGUUGUACUCGAGACGGGGAACCUGUUGACGGCGGCUAUUCGGUUCUAUACGAGGGAGGGGUAUGUGCCUGUGAAGAAGUUUGGGGCGUAUCGGGAUAAUGAAGCGUCCCUUUGCUUUGGAAAGGUGUUGACAUAGUGCAACUGCUUGUACUAGGUUGCUAUGUGUUCUAGAUAUCUGGAGAAGUGGAGCCUGGAAAUACAUUCGGAGGAGCGGAACCCUAAUGAUCAGUGGCAACAGCUAGCGAGAUAUCCCGCUGGAGUGCGCGUCAUGUAUCAUGAAUCUCACGCGUCUAGCGGACUCCUGGAAAACAAAAGUCUGAAGACAAGAUAGACCUUGUUGAUGGCUGACUCUAGUGUAUAUGUAUGUACCAUGGAGCUAUGGAUCUUCAUCCCUAAUAACUAGCCCUCUGUGCGACCUUUCCACGCACAGCUUAGUAAUAAAUACCAUAGAUACGCACAUGUGCCUCA